Molecule: messenger RNA, 853 nt
Organism: Galeopterus variegatus (Sunda flying lemur)
Lineage: Eukaryota; Metazoa; Chordata; Mammalia; Dermoptera; Cynocephalidae
Gene: TMEM220
Product: transmembrane protein 220
Exons: 5
Source: RefSeq, a predicted model, not a curated record
GUGAAUGACCCAGAUGCAGAGCUGUGGGUGGUGGUGUAUGCAAUACCUGCAGUACUGGCUCUGCUUGUUGGAUUUAACCCUCUUAUCACAGGUAACUUUAUUUGGAAGAGUGUCUCUGCCAUGCACAUAAUCUUUUGUGUGGUGUGGGCUGCCAGUUUGGCGUACUACCUCUUGCUUCAUGCACAACAGAACAUCUUACAUGAGGAAGAAGGCAGGGAGCUGUCUGGUCUGGUGAUUAUCACAGCAUGGAUGUGCCUGUGCCACAGCUCAUCAAAGAAUCCAGUUGGUGGAAGAAUUCAAUUGGCUAUUGCCAUUGUUAUCACUCUUUUCCCAUUUAUCUCGUGGGUCUACAUAUACAUAAACAAGGAAAUGCGGUCCUCCUGGCCAACUCACUGCAAGACAGUAAUUUAAAUGAAAUCAAUAAUCCUGUUUUUAUAAUGAAUAUUUUCAAUCAGUCUUUUAUAAACAUUGGGGUAACAAGCUAGUUUCCCAGGAGUUUAUUUCAGGUAACUUGAGCUAACACUACAGAUUAAGUCCUAAAUAACGUUUUAAAGCUGCCUACAGUACAGUGUAAGAUUGGAUGGGACUAGUAAGAGACAGGGUCUGACAUUCUCUGGAAGCCUUUUCUGAAGGGUAUUGUGUCACGAUGCAGUAGAAAAGGCACUUGAACAAAAGCUAAGAAAUAUGAGUUCUAGUUCAGCUUCAUCUCUAUGUAACUUGGGCAAAUAAACUGCCUGGUGGAUAUUUCCUUAUGUAUAAAGUAGGACUAAUCACAGAUGUCGUACUUACUUAUACGGUUGUAAGGAUCAAACUAGAAAAUAUGAGAGUACCCUGAAAAUAUGAAGUGCUUGCA